Messenger RNA from Aspergillus alliaceus, 4286 nucleotides. RefSeq names its product putative sensor histidine kinase/response regulator. The transcript has 5 exons. The coding region runs from base 217 to 3945 and encodes 1242 amino acids. Gene Ontology annotation, molecular function: phosphorelay sensor kinase activity; histidine phosphotransfer kinase activity. Gene Ontology annotation, biological process: phosphorelay signal transduction system; protein autophosphorylation. The record is from RefSeq and is a predicted model, not a curated record. NCBI's taxonomy places the organism in Eukaryota, Fungi, Ascomycota, Eurotiomycetes, Eurotiales, Aspergillaceae.
UUUUUGUCCUUCCCCUCCUCACGGUACCCUCUCUGGAUUCGUGGUCCUUGCUCUUUUGGCGCCCUUUCGGAUUCUCGCCACUUGAGAUUCAAUCGACAAGAAGUCCGUCCGAGCACGAGGAACUGAUGAUGGAGCGUGGCUGAAACCCUCAAAACGACUGAACUUUAUUGCAUAUUUUUUUUACCCCUCUCCUUCCGACCGCUGGUCAAUCCCUAUAUGAUCAUGGAGUCCAAUCAAAGAAACAAUGACCACAACACCGGUCGAAGAGUCCGGGAGCUCUAUCGCUAUUUCCAACCGGAACGAGCCUCCUCCAACGCGAAUCGGACCUCGAGCAGUCAUAGUUCGCCUUUCCUGGCCUCAGUGCCAGUGCAAGACUCGACUUUGCCUCCUCUUCCGUCACCCUCGAUCUCCUCGCAACCACCGUUGCCGGUUCCUGCAGGCGCUGCGUCCGCCGUCGUACCCGAGGAGGCCUUGGUCUUGGGCAACCCCAAUACGACAUUGACCUCCUUCGCACAACUGGCAGCUUUGCGUCUUGAUGUCGAGCGUGUGCUGAUCAGUGUGUCGGACCGCAAUUCGCAAUUCAUCCUUGCGCAGUCCACCCGUUAUUCCACCACACCAAACAAAUCCGAGUCGUCAGGGGAUGGGAUCUGGUGUGGCUGUUCCACCAUCUCUGCUGACGCGUGGAAGAUGUGUGCGGCUACAGUAGCACUUGGCCCUUCGAAACAAGACGAAGGCCAGUGUAAGUUCCUGGUGAUCGACGAUUUAACCCAAAACGACGAAUAUAAGGACCUUCACUUUGUGCGAGGAGAACCCAAUUACCGAUUCUAUGCAGGAACUCCUUUGACAACGGAGACGAAUAUCAAUAUCGGCUGCCUCUUUGUCCUGGAUACGAAACCCCAUGAUGGAUUGACGGACACAGAGAAGGAGACCAUGAAAACGUUAAGUACGCUUAUCAUGGACUACCUGCGAGUCAGCCGCCAAGCUUCCGAGGGGAGACGUGCAACCCGACUGUCCCGCGGCCUUAGCUGUUUUGUGGAAGGGAGCUCAAGCUUCGUCGAUGCAUCUUAUCCUUCGUAUGCGGGGAGUUUCGCCGCCGUGCCCAGCACCCCUCAAUCCUCUAAUAUGAGGACAACUCACCUCUCGGUCGGUUCGCUGAACAGUUGUGAGCUCCCAACCCGGCGAUCGCAAAGCAGUGAUGUCCGUUCGAUCAGCUCCAUGUCCGAGGGCAGAGGCGAUUCUGGUUUAUCACCACUUCCAGAUUGGUGGUCGGGCAAUCGGCGGAACCAGAGGCUGGAAGAGGCGCAUGGUAACUCCUGGGCCUUUAAGAGAGCGGCCAAUCUACUCCGUGAGAGUCUGGAGCUGGGCGAUGAGGGCGGAGUGAUUUUCUUGGAGGCUGGCAAUAUUCCCAUGCUUGAUAUGGAGAGUGGAAGCGACUGUUCCGCGGAAAACUCUUCUCCAGCUCCGGUAUUAGCGAUCUCGACCAAUGACGAACCAUUCGCGCCGGGGCCUGGCUGUGCAAAUCGUUACCCGGCGGCCAACUUCGAUAGUAGUUUUCUCCAUCAACUGCUCCGCCGGUAUACGAAGGGAAAGCUGUGGUCCUUCCACCGAGAUGGAUUGCUUUCAAGUUCCGACGACGAAAAGCCCUCCCACAGUCGUUCCCGGACCCCCAAGACCCCCGAAUUAGCCAGGAGCAGUGGAAAGAAGUGGAAGUCCCUGGAAAAUUCCAUGUUGAACCUCUACUUCCCCAACGCAACCCAGGUUCUCUUUGUUCCUCUGUGGAACGCCGCCAAUUCCCAGUGGCAUUCGGGUUGCUUUUGCUGGAAUACGGUUGAAACACGCGUUUUCAACUCGUCCGUGGAGCUGAGCUCUGUACUGGGAUUCGGAUCCUCGAUCAUGGCGGAAUGCAGCCGGGUGGAAUCCCUCAUUUCCGAUCGCCAGAAGGGGGACUUUAUCGGAAGUAUCUCACAUGAGCUACGCAGUCCCCUCCACGGUAUUCUCGCAGCCGCCGAGUUCCUGGCCGGCACGAAGCUGGAUGAUUUUCAGGUCUCACUCCUGGACACCAUCGACGCCUGUGGGCGGACCUUACUGGAUACGAUGAACCAAGUUUUAGACUAUAGUAAGAUCAUCUCUUUGGAGAAGUCCUGGCGCCAUAUCAAGCAAGACAGGACCGUACCAUCAGACUACCGGGCGUUGGAUCGACUCUCGGCCCAUUUAGACACGUAUGUGUCGACAGACCUUGCUCUCCUCACAGAAGAAGUAGUGGAAGGUGUUUGCUUGGGACAUGCGUACGGCCAAAAGUCGAUUGUCUCUUCUGAUCAAUCGGUGGUGAUGUCGCCCACGGGAGGUUCGCAUACCGGCACCGAAAAAGGAAGCCUUGCUCAACCUCGGCCAGAAGUCGAUGUGGUCGUGAACAUUGCACAGAACGAUUGGGUGUAUCACACUCAGCCGGGGGCUUUGCGGCGCAUUAUCAUGAAUGUGUUUGGCAACGCUAUGAAGUAUACAGACUCUGGUCGGGUAUCAGUACGGCUAGAGAUGACUGAGGGAGAGGGUCGGGUUCGGCGAUCAGGUAUGGAGGAGUUGGUCACGCUGGUCGUAUCUGACACCGGGAAAGGCAUUUCGGAAGAGUUUUUGCGCGAGCGUUUGUAUACUCCCUUUGCGCAGGAAGAUCCCCUGGCUGUAGGAACCGGCUUAGGCCUGUCAAUUGUCCGAAGUCUCGUGAAAUCGUUGAAUGGCCGCAUCGAUGUCGACAGUACUCCCGGCGUGGGGACAACCGUCAAGGUCACCUUGCCUUUCUUGCGACCAGAUGUUGAAGAUAUCGCUGAGGACCCGCUGACACCCCGGUCACCGUCCAUAAAGGAAAAGGACAGCCCCACGGAAAGCCGCCUUUUACGAGACAGCCACGCCGGUCGACGGGUUGGCAUUGUUGGAGUGGAGCCACAUGAGACAGCCGAUCACCCGUGGUGGUCUGUUGUCAGCCGAUAUUUGACCGAGUGGUAUGGCCUUGAGCUGGUCUCCUGGUCGUCUCGAAGCCCGGUCGAUGUCGCCCUGGCCGAUGGAACUACCUCAUCUGGGGAUCUCAAGAAGCAGUUUGCAACCAGAGUUCCAGCACUUCUCCUUCUCUGCGACAAGUACGUUGAUCGAACUACCAAAUUAAAGGAGUGCUCUUCUAUCGCCAGCUUAGUUAAUAUCAUUCGUCCACCGUGCGGACCACAUAAACUUGCUCGAAGCAUUCGGAAGUGUCUCGAUUCACAGGUUGAGGCAAUUCCCACCACAGCAUCCAUCGCCCUCCCUGAGCGCCCCAAAUUUCUAUGUGACAGCGCAGGCGAUUCUGAGCUCGAUUUAUCUGACGACGUGGCGGAUUUAACACCAGGCGGCACAAGCAGCUCGGGUGCAUCCUCGUCUCUAGGGUCAGCGCAUUCCCCAACGCACAGUUAUAUGCCAGAAAUCCUGCCCACCAUUAUGUCUCCCUCCUCCUCUAUACGACCUCCAUCGCCGCCUGAAAUCAAACAACUCGAAUCCGAACCUCAACGUGCUGCACGCGUGCUUGUGGUGGACGAUAACGCCAUCAACCUCAACCUAAUGCUUACCUUCAUGAAAAAGCGUAACUUGGCUACACUAAGCUCUGCCGAGAACGGUAAAGUAGCGGUCGAUGCCGUGGAAAAACAACAAGGAGGCUAUGACUUGAUUUUCAUGGACAUCUCCAUGCCCGUCAUGAACGGCUUCGAAGCCACACGAGCUAUCCGCGCUAUUGAAAAAGAACGCGGCUGCAGUAACCCGGCGAUCAUCAUCGCCCUGACGGGGCUCAGCAGCUCGCGCGAUGAGUCGGAAGCCCUCAGCUCCGGUGUCGACUUGUUCCUCACGAAGCCAGUCUCUUUCAAGGAAGUCGCGCGACUCCUAGAAGAAUGGGCUGAAAACCGCCUCAGCUCCCGGGGUUUGGCGUCGUGAUCCAAACCUUACCAAUAGAAUUUCCGUCGAUUUUUUGAUCGAAACAAAACUCACAUGUUCUUAUGCCUUGCAUAUACCUCUGGUAGCUUGUUGUUUGCUUUUGCUUUUUAUUAUUGGGGGUGUGUAUAGGUUUCUUUUUUUUUUCUUGUUCGCACAAAGAUACCCUUGCAUUAUGAUAAUAUACGAAUCAUUGCGUCUUAAAUCUCCUUGCUCUUUCUUUGUAUAACUAUUCUAAGAGUAUUAAAAUAACCCUAAGUGGGACUUUGCCCAUCCUCGUAGAAAGUUACAAAUGUCAAGGUUGAUAACAGUUAGUUAGCAUGUCUGCCGUUCGACCAUAUGAU